Molecule: messenger RNA, 8921 nt
Organism: Lymnaea stagnalis (great pond snail)
Lineage: Eukaryota; Metazoa; Mollusca; Gastropoda; Lymnaeidae
Source: the annotation of a GenBank genome assembly
CUUGUAACAAAAUAACCAAAUAAUUUUAGGUUACUGGAAAUUUGUUUGAAAGAAAUUUCGUCAACAGAAAAUUGAUCGAACGGAAGUUUGAUCGAACGGAAACUUUAUUUCGGAAAUUUCCGUCGAACAUUUUUCCGUUGACGAAAUUUCUUUCAGACAAAUUUUCGGAUACUGGAUACGAUAAUUUUUAUUAUAGUGUACCAUUUCACAUUAAUAACACGUCACACGUAUUUGACCGUAAAAUAAAAUUAAAACAAAUUUUAAUUGAACAGUGCGCAGUGACUAAUCAGUUGCUUCAUAGCGUACGAAAAGGCUUUUUAAAAACGCGAUUUCUUUAGCUUCCUAUUGUUUAGCAUAUAUUAUCGUAUAUACAUCAACUUUGUUGGAUGGUGGAAAGACAGCGCACUCUGCCUUCAAACUGUCUCUCAACUUAAAUCCCUCUGACUCUGAUGAAACUUUGUGCAACAUCGGGAAACAGUGUAAUACAGAUCGGCAAAUUUGGGAGUGCAAGGUGAUUGUUUGGGAUGAGUGCACCAUGGCUCACACCAAGAUGAUUGUUGGGAUGAGUGCAUCGUGGCUCACAACAAGAUGAUUGUUGGGAUGAGUCCACCAUGGCUCACAACAAGGUGAUUGUUUGGGAUGAGCGUACCAUGGCUCACAACAAGAUGAUUGUUUGGGAUGAGUGUACCGUGGCUCAAAACAAGAUGAUUGUUUGGGAUGAGCGCACCAUGGCUCACACCAAGAUGAUUGUUUGGGAUGAGCGUACCGUGGCUCAAAACAAGAUGAUUGUUUGGGAUGAGCGCACCAUGGCUCACACCAAGAUGAUUGUUUGGGAUGAGUGCACCGGGGCUCACGCCAAGAUGAUUGUUUGGGAUGAGCGCACCGUGGCUCAAAACAAGAUGAUUGUUUGGAAUGAACGCACCGUGGCUCACAACAAGAUGAUUGUUUGGAAUGAACGCACUAUAGCUAACAACAAGAUGAUUUUAGGAAUGAGCGCACCACGGCUCACAACGGGGGAAUAGAAACAUUCACAUAACUCUACAGUGGACAUCUGGAGAAGUAAAUGCCUUAUGCAUUAGAUUAAUGUUCUACUGGCCGGUGACAUUACCCACAUUUUUGGGUAACGCGUGCUGGUGGGGUCAAAACCUGUCUUAAGUCAUCCCACCUAUGGGCUAAAUUUCAAGGCCGAUCGCUGAGAGUCAACAUUAAGGUUUAUCUCAAACGUGAUCUAAAGGCAGUGAAGUUCUCAAACUUACAUCUCCAAAUAGGAAAUAUAUGAAAACAAGGAAUACAUUCAGGGUAUGAAGUUGUCAAAGAUCUAAAUAAAUUAAAUUUAAAAAAUAUAUACACGGAUUUGAGAAAUUAAACACCGCCAUGAUGCGACUGACUUAAGGAAGAGGUAUUCUUACUCCCAAACACAACACGACAACAAACAUUAAUGAUGCGUUACUGGAUCAACGACCUGCUGACUUUGAGAUAUCAGUGUAUGUACUCCAUGGUUGAGUGAUUGGACAUGGUUCAGUACCCGGUCGAGUUCCUUCACACUUUGAAGCCAACUAGGUAUUCCACCACUUCAUGUUUGUCUCAAAGUUCGUACUUCAAUCAUGCUCCUGCCCAUUUAGAAAACCCCAAAAUUGUGUAACGGCACAAGUCUAUUAAGUCUAUUAUAGAAAAGUCAUUGAAUGUAGACAUCUUCACUGGCUGCGGUGCAGGAGAAAAGGUUUUAAUACCCCGAAUUUCUAUUAUUCCCUCCGACAACCAUGGUUCAGUUUAUUAAAAGCGACCAAGGUUUACUUUCACAGUCUGCGUCACAAUUAUAAUAAAAAAAAAGAUCAAGGGCAGUCUUUUAAAGUAGCUGGUUUGUAUUUUAGAAAUGACUUGAGUCUCGGGAUCUUUUUGUUUUUUAUGGUAAUCUUACAAAAUGAUGCAUGAUCGCAAUCCAUGUGGAGCCGAAUUUAAAACAGGAAUUAAAAGCGUUCUUGAAGGACGGGAGUCUACGGUUGGCGGGAUAUGAUUCUCUACAUCAACGGUUCUGAUCCUGUGGGUCGCGACCCAAUUGGGGGUCGAAUGACCCUGCCACGGGGGUCGCCUGAGGCCAUCGGGAAAACACAUAUGGUCAACAGUUAUGAAGUAGAAACGAACAUAAUUUUCGGUUGGGGGGUCGCCACAACAUGAGGAACUGUAAUUAAAGGGUCGAGGCAUUAGAGGGCUUGAGAACAACUGCUCUACAUGCAGAUACACUAAGUGGAUGUGGAUCAGCGAGACUCAUCGUGCUUACGACACACCCCAGUAUCCUCUUGUGUUCUGACGUGGAGAAGAUGGUUACUGCAUCAACAUCCCUAGCGUAAUACAAAGUCUAAAGCCCAAGAAGACUGCAUGCUGCCAUAUUUGCAAUUCCUUCAAACAUUUAGCGAAACACGCGUAAUCAGCUAAUAUAUAUAAUUAUAUAUAUAUAUAUAUAUAUAUAUAUAUAUAAUAUAUAUAUAUACCGGGUAUAUAUAUAUACUUGAGGGUGAAGUUUUCGCUGGGGCCGGGAGUUGGUUUUAAUUAUCUUACAAUGUUAACAAACUUACGACCAGGGGGACGGACAUGAUUAUAGGAAUAAUUUCAAAAGAAAAAAAAUGUCACAGAUUUUGCCACAAACCCAGAAGGAAGCACAUGUGCAAAUGCGAAGUUAAUACAAAGAAUUAUAGAAAAUAUUUUUAAAAAUCGUACAAUUGAUUGAAAUUCAUUAGGCAAAGGAAGUCUGUGCACAAAAAUAUUUGUGAGAAAUUAGAGAGAGAAAAAAAACGUACUUAAGUGGUUUCUUUUAAAAAUCAUUUAAAUUAACUUCGAUUUUGUUCAUGGGUGGCUGGCUUGGUGACUGGCAAAAUCUUCGGAUGGCUCAUUGACCCCCUACCCGUCACCCUAUUGGACUGAAACUUGGCGCAUAGACUCGUUGGCGAUAACAACACAAUUUUUUUUUCUUCAAAAUUUCAACCCCCUCAUAUUUUUUAUUAUCCUUAAGUUAAGUGGUUAUUUGUUUUGUUUAACUUAAGAUUUGUUCUAUCACUAAUUUGUUUCAUUUAAAAUUUCUAAUAGAACAGGUGCAAUGACGUCAUUCGUCGACUGGCAGAUAUGUGACACACUUCCGGUUUCAUGUUACAGCAAUGGCGUCUGGCGUGUUUAGACUGGCACCAAUUCUGUUUGUUUGGCUAGAGAUGCUUCUCAAGCAACGUAAGUCAAUCUUUGCUAUCACAUGUUCUAAACUUAAAUGACGCGCUGGGGUGAGGGUUUUUUUUCUAUGGGGGAAAAGUGGGGAGGCAAACUAUUCCUAACAAAGAAGCUCACUUCCAUCAUAUAAAAUUUUUUUUUUUUUUUGCUAACCCAACCACUACCACGUAGAGAAUUACCAAUUUUUUUUAUUAUAGCAAAGAUAAAGUGAGGUAGGUAAAAGGUUACUAAAGCCGGGCUUUGGUGAGACAAAAAAUCAUUUUGUGGCUAAUGCUAACUAACACUUACCUCUCUCCCGUACGCAAAAUCUACUAAAACCCAGGGGUGGACUGGGCCGCCGGGAAGAUUCCCGAUGGACCGCUAGGACCGGUGAUAUAAUACAAAUAAAAGUCAUGAAGAUAGGGCCGCUUUUUGGUUUUUUUUUCGGGCCGCUUUGAUUUUUUCCCGAGCCGCUUGAACUCCCCAGUCCACUCCUGCUAAAACCUCCCUAAAACGCCUCAUGGUCCCGCAUAUCUCAGCGCUACCCGUUAAACUAGACUCUCAACUUACCAUGGUCAAAAGAACUCUGAUUACCCCGAUUGUCCAAUAAUCUAAGCUCACCAUAGUCAGAUAUUCAGAAAUCCACUUUGUCAGAUAUGCUUAAUUCAGCAUUGUCAGAUAUUCAGAAAUCCACUUUGUCAGACAUGCUUAAUUCAGCAUUGUCAGAUAUUCAGAAAUCAACUUUGUCAGAUAUUCUUAAUUCACCAUUGUCAGAUACCUUCACCACCCAAUGAACAAUGUUAACCCACCAGUGUGCCUCCUUCUCGACACAGCAUUGUCAGUUACUCUCCAAACCAUAUUGUUCAUUACUCCUAACUCCCACCCACACUCUGUAAACAGUACAAGGUUGUAUACAUUUUAGACGGUUUUUUUAAAUUUUUAAAUGGUAGUUUGGGAUCUUAUGACAACAACCCCCCAACAUUCCUCCAAUGAAAGCAGAAUUAAUAUUAACAAUCUAAAAUACACAAUCUUUUUUCAGGUAUAACUUGUACAUUUACAACCCAGACCGUUGUGCUGGACCAGAAAUUCAAUGUGAGCAUCACGGUACCCGACACGGGUAAUUUGAGUGUUUUUAGAUUUUCCCUCGAUCGUCAUAACGGCAGUGAACCAUCAGAUGUGAUCUACAUCUAUAGAAACUUAGAGUACAAAUUGAGCGUGGGAUUUCUGCAAAGGAUGGUGGUGACCGUCAGCCACAGGACAUUUGAUCUGACAUUUGAGGGAGCAACACCUGACCUCGCCGGGACCUACAGGUGUUAUGAGGGGGGAGCAUCCACGCAUAUCAUCCCAGAUUGUGGACAGCUGUUAGCUCUACUAAGUAUGUGCAUUGAUCGGUGUGCAUUUAGAUUUGUGUGGAUGUGUGCUGGUAUGCAUGAAUGCAUGCAUGGUUGUGUGCAAGAAUGUCCGUUUGAAUGUAUGGGUGAUCGAUUGUUUUCAAACGAUGUUUGUAGAAAUGUAUGCACGAAUGCACGUGUGAAUGGACGUAUGUAUCAAUGAAUGUAUGACUGCGUGCAAGAAUGUAUGUUUGAAUUUAUGUGUGAUGGAUUGUUUCAAAGGAUGAAUGUAUGAAUGAAUGUAUGAUUGUGUGUAAGAAUGCAUGUUUGAAUGUAUGAGUGAUUGAUUGUUUCAAAGGCUGUAAGUAUGAAUGAAUGUAUAAUUGUGUGUAAGAAUACAUGUUUGAAUGUAUGUGUGAUUGAUUGUUUCAAAGGCUGUAUGUAUGAAUGCAUGUAUGAUUGUGUGUAAGAAUACAUGUUUGAAUGUAUGAGUGAUUGAUGGUUUCAAAGGCUGUAUGUAUGAAUGAAUGUAUGAUUUGUGUGUAAGAAUGCAUGUUCCCACCCAGGAAAACCCGAAAAGCCAACCGUGGUAGUACAGAAGAAGCCAGUUCUUUCGGAGACUCUCGAGCUGGAGUGCCGCUCAAAGUCCAACUCUUUGCCUCCCGAUCACAACCUGGGUCACGUGAUCACGUGGAAGCUCCCAGACACCAUCGACGGAAUACAAGGCGGGAGGGUGAGUGUUGUGUCGAGUGUCAGGUGAAACAAUUGGACUGACAUCAUUGACAGUGUCAGGUGAUACAGUUGGAUUGACAUCAUUGACAGUGUCAGGUGACACAAUGGGAGUGACAUUGACAGUGUCAGGGGACACAAUUAAAUUGACAUCAAUGACAGUGUCAGGUGACACAGUUGGAUCGACAUCAUUGACAGUGUCAGGUGACACAAUUGGACUGGCAUCAUUGACAGUGGCAGGUGACACAAUUGGUCUGACAUCAUUCAUUGAAGCCCCCCCCCCCAACACCCACACCCCCCCCCCAGUGACACAAUGGGAGUGACAUUGACAGUGUCAGGGGACAAAAUUAAAUUGACAUCAAUGACAGUGUCAGGUGACACAGGUGGAUCGACAUCAUUGACAGUGUCAGGUGACACAAUUGGACUGGCAUCAUUGACAGUGGCAGGUGACACAAUUGGUCUGACAUCAUUCAUUGAAGCCCCCCCCCCAACACACACACCCGGCCCCCACACAAAUUGUUUCCCAGAUUCAGUAUUUUCAGACACCACAUGAUAUAGCCUGACUGUUGAAGAUCGUCAAAGUGAAUGUUUCUCAACGUAAAUCGCUACCAGCCUAGUCCAUGUCUACAAAAUACCACUAUGUCCCAUUCAAUGGGUUCCUGGUUAUCGAUAUAACAUUUUGACAUGCAUUCAUCAAUAUGACCAUAUGACUGAUGGAUCAUCAAAUAGAAUGAUCAACUUGUUUUCGGCAUUUUGCGAUAUCGAAAGAUAAUAAUAUUUUCUUCUUGCCUGUAUUCCAAAACCACCCACUUUCACACAAAAAAAAAAAAAAAAAAAAAUUUUUUUUUUUUAUUUCUUUUUUUCCAAAACCACCCACUUUCACACAAAAAAAAAAAAAAAAAAAAAGUUUUUAUGUUCAGUUCGCUUUUGUUUGGGGGUGGCUGGCGAACAUCUUCCUACGGCUAAUUGACCCACUUCACGUCAAAGUAUCGAGCUGAAAAUUGACAUAUGACUCGCUGCCGAUGACAAUACGUUCUUUUAAAUUUUCAAGUCAAUUUUAUCAUUGAGUGAAGCUCCAUGACUUAUGACGCAUGAGAAAUGCUUUAGAUCGUGCCCUGUUUAAACGAGACAAUUUAGAGUUGAAAUGCUGGAUUUUGACCAGGCGUUAAUGAUUCACACUGUGCAUUGAAGCUGUGGCAUACGGCUGGGGAUUGAAGCUGGGGAAUACGGCUGGGGAUUGAAGCUGGUGCAGGGAAAUUGUUUAACUUUGCAGCUGUGAUGUUUUGUUCUGUUUCAAGUCCCCAUCCAUAAAUUGGUUUGUUUCAGAUAAGGACCACUGAAAAUGGACAUUUGCUGUUUGCUGACGUGCGUCAUUUCGACAUUGGGCUUGCAUUCUCCUGCACUUUUGCUGACAAAGCAACGGUCGAGGCUCCCCAAUCUGACGCUAGCGACCCCUAUUACAUAGUUAUGGAUAAUGAAGGUAUCAAACACUUUUUUUUCCUUAAAACUAUUUUUUUUAAAAUAUUGUAUUAUUUAAAUUCGUUUAAAGAAUUCAAGUCGACACGGUUGUGUUUGAUCAAAUUGAUCAUCAUUCCUGUUUGGAACACGAACAGGUGGCGCUUCCCAUGAGACUCCGUUCCAUUCGUCCAUCUUCAUCACUUCGCCAGUUCAAGAUGGCAGUGUUCUCAGGGCAGCGGUGGGCAAGGAACUCAGAUACACGUGUCACUACGUGUGUAGCCCGGCCUGUGAUGUCUCCUGGAGCUUUGACAUGAAACGCAACGGAAAUGAAAAGUAAAUUACGUUUUUUGUUAGGGUAGUUUGAGAGUUUGGAAGAGAGGGUGUGUGUUGGUGGUGAGAUGGAGGAAGUGGUUUUGUAUGGGGGCGUGCCUGGAUAAAUUAUUGAAUGUGUUUGUGUGUGAGUGGGUUUGAUGGUGUGAGUGGAUGUUGGUGUGUGAGUGGAUGUGAUGGAGUGAGGGGAUGUUGGUGUGUGAGUGGAUGUUGGUGUGUGAGUGGAUUUGAUGGAGUGAGUGGGUGUUGGUGUGUGAGUGGAUGUGAUGGAGUGAGUGAGUGUUGGUGUGUGAGUGGAUGUUGGUGUGUGAUUGGGUGUGAUUGUGUGAGUGGAUGCUGGUGUGUUAUUGGGUGUGAUUGUGAGUGAAUGUUGGGGUGUGAUUGGGUGUGAUUGUGUGAGUGGAUGUUGGUGUAUGAUUGUGUGUGAUUUUGUGAGUGGGUGUUGGUGUGUGAGUGUGUGUUGGUGUGUGAGUGGUUUUGAUGGUGUGAGUGGAUGUUGGUGUGUGAUUGGGUGUGAGUGGGUGAGUGGGUGUUGGUGUGUGAGUGAGUGUUGGUGUAUGAUUGUAUGUGAUUGUGUGAGUGUGUGUUGGUGUGUGAGUGGAUGUUGGUGUGUGAGUUGUUGUUGGUGUGUGAGUGGUUUUGAUGGUGUGAGUGGAUGUUGGUGUGUCAUUGGGUGUGAUUGUGUGAGUGGAUGUUGGUGUGUGAGUUGUUGGUGUGUGAGUGGUUUUGAUGGUGUGAGUGGAUGUGAUGGAGUGAGUGGGUGUUGGUGUGUGAGUGGAUGUGAUUGUAUGAGUGGGUGUUGGUGUGUGAGUGGGUUUGAUGGUGUGAGUGGAUGUGGUUGUAUGAUUUGGUGAAAGCGUGAUGUCGUCAGAAAGUCAUUAGCUAACACCUUUAGAAGUCAUGUUUUUAUGAUGAAAUGUACUGUAACAAACAGAUUGCACAUGUUUGAUACUUAGCUAGAGAUGUCUGAAAGAAAUAAUGGUGUGUGUGAUAAGGAUUUUCACCAGAUGGAGGUUCCCGCAUGGAGGCGGAAAGCCAUGGAUCGAUCCGAAUGCAAGGGUGUGGCGGAGCGGACCAGGGCCCUCCAAGGGCUGUAGCGCCACUGAUGAUGAUGUCUGAAUGGAAGGAUGUGGUGGAGCAGGCCAGGACCCUCCAUGGGCUGUAGCGCCACUGAUGAUGAUGUCUGAAUGGAAGGAUGUGGUGGAGCAGGCCAGGGCCCUCCAAGGGCUGUAGCGCCACUGAUGAUGAUGUCUGAAUGGAAGGAUGUGGUGGAGCAGGCCAGGGCCCACCAUGGGCUGUAGCGCCACUGAUGAUGAUGUGAGUGUGUGUGGUGGGACGUAUGGGUGGGGUUCGGGUGUGUAGGUGGGUUUGAUUGUGUGAGGGAAAAAAAUAAGAGUCUUAAAAAAAACUUGGUCUCUCUGUUGGAAGUCAAGAGAUCUAAAUGUUUGAUACAUUUUCGUUGACUAACGUUCUGUUUGACUCUUGAGGGGGGGUUGCUCUAUUGUGAUUGAAAAAAAUCUGUAUAAUUUCUAAUUCAGCUUUGAGCCAAUCACAGACCUGGCCACUAAGGACGAAUUGGUGCUGAACAUCACAAAUGAGGCGGAAGGAGCCUAUCGCUGCACAGCCUCUAACUCAGAAGGAAGUGCACAUGUAACCUUUCAUCUGCAGAUACUCAAAUAGCGGGAACUUUAUAGAUUGAGUACCGAAAAUGUUUAAGUACAACCGCCCCUGGAACUCUCUCUUGCUAGAAACAUAACUGAAAUAUGUGGGGGUUUGGGGGGGGGUGGAUAUAGUCAUAACAAACGACUCUUAAAAAUACAAACGAAUUUCAAGUUUUUGUUCUUAUUAACACAACAAAAUAAACUUAAUUUAAAAAAAAAA